UCUCUUCCUGCUCACAAGGAGAGCUAGACCUUCAACAUAAGUAUAUGAUCUGAACAUCGUUGCUGACAUCUAGCUUUAGAAAGCUUUUGGUAUAGCCAAGUUCAUUCGUUGCCGUGUGGCAGAUAUGGGGAAGAUGAAGGUUGCAGCUUUCUUCUUAUGCUUCACUUCUCUUUUCGUCUCUUUUGCCCAAGCUUCCAAGUUCUGGGAAGACUUUUACGUAAACUUCGGUGACUGGAAAGUCGAGUAUCCUGUUUCAACAAGUUCGGGAGACUACAAAGUUGGAGACAUUGUGAAUCUUGCUCUCGACAACACCACCGGUUCAGGAUUUCGGUCCAAGUAUCCGUUCUUGUAUGGACACAUUGGUAUGAAGUUGAAGCUCGUGGGAGGAAACUCUGCCGGUACUGUCACUUCCUACUAUCUUGCCUCUACGUACAAGAAGUGGUGUGAGCUGGACUUUGAGUUUCUGGGAAACGUGUCUGGUGAGCCAUACAUUCUUCAAACCAAUGUGUUCGCCGAAGGAAAGGGUGACAGGGAACAGCGAAUCUACCUGUGGUUCGACCCUACUGAAGAUUACCACUACUACGGCAUUCUCUGGAACCAGAACCUCAUUUUGUUCAUGGUUGAUGACGUCGUCAUCAGAGUCUUCCACAACAGCAAGGAUCUUGGAGUCCCCUACUUGGAAUACCAGCCCAUGUACGUUUACUCCAGCAUCUGGAAUGGAGAGUUGUGGGCCACCCGUGGUGGUGCCGAGAAGACUGACUGGAAUCUGCAGCCUUUUAUUGCGUCUUACAAGGACUUCGACGUAGAUUCGUGCGCAGUGCACAGCCACGGCGAGAACCAAGAUGACUCUCAUGAAUGCUACAAGAAGCUGUACAGCAGCUGGUACGGCCAAGCUGAUGCAGGGCAGCUCACUCAGAAGCAGGUCGAUGAUUUGAAGCGCAUCCAGUACAACUAUGUCAUCUAUGACUACUGCACUGAUGCUGAGAGGUUCGAGGUAACCCCUCCAGAGUGCGCCAGGAACUGGCCCCAGAGUUUCCCCGUGCAGAUGUAGACCUAUGACCCCGAAUUCCGGAUGUAGAUCAAGCAAAUGGAUUUAGAGAAUCUCGAUCCAAAUUGGAUCCUUCAACCAUUGACAAACUUAUUGUGAAGACUUUGCGCUCAUGCAGGACUUAAACUUCCGAGGUUCUCACUCAGAAGCUCGCAUGUGCAUUACUUGUAGCUGACAAUGCUCUGCGGAGAGACAGAAAGCAGAAUCGUCUCGGUGAAGCUAGCAUGCAUUUUCCUUAAUUAGUUGUACUCGUCAAAUGUAAUGGUGGACAGAUGGAGAGCUAGGAUAUUAGAUAAUGAAAUUCCUACACUAGCGGGAUUGACAUGCACACUGUGCAUAUUUGGACCAUCGAAUUUGGAAUAAAAGGCCUGAAGUCCACUUUAGGAGCCCACAUGUUUCACUUUUAUCAGAAAUUAUCUUUACUAUUGGUAGCAACU
Marchantia polymorpha subsp. ruderalis is the source of this 1485-nucleotide messenger RNA. The record is from the annotation of a GenBank genome assembly. NCBI's taxonomy places the organism in Eukaryota, Viridiplantae, Streptophyta, Marchantiopsida, Marchantiales, Marchantiaceae.